GCAGUAGAGGAAAAAACUGACACGUGGAUUACUCCUCCUAGGGCAUCAAGGAAAAACAGACCUCCUCCUCCUCCUCCUCCUCCUCCUGUAGCCUCGUAGCUCAGCUCCGUUAGUCCACUUUUACAGGUUAUGGAUUAAAAUACCGAAACGCACACGGGGGAUGUGAUUGCGGAAAUACUUUAAAAGAGGAGGGUUGUUGUUGUUUUCUGUACACGGUUACUUUUUCUGACUGAUCGACCGGAAAGAAAAGUAAAAAAACAGAAAACAGCCGACGCGGUUGAAAGGAGGCUGCUGUUAGCUCGCGUUGAAUGGCAGUUAUUCAAAAACAUGGCAAGAACUAUAGUCCAGAUUUGGUCUGUCACAAGGAAAACCAUCCGUCGGACAAGAUCGGAGUCCCUGGAUGUUACAAGAAGUGGCCUGAACACACCACCUGGUCCAGGCCAGUGGCGAGGGUAUGGACAGUGGUGCUGCUGCUCGGGACAUGCCUCCUGUACUGCGCCCGUGUGGCGAUGCCCAUCUGCGCCGUCAGCAUGGCAGAAAAGUUCAGCUGGAGCAAGAGGGAGUCCGGCAUGGUGCUGGGCAGCUUCUUCUGGGGCUACUGCUUCACCCAAGUGUUCGGAGGCUACGUCAGUGACCGGGUGGGAGGUGAGAAGGUCCUCCUGCUGUCAGCAGCUGCCUGGGGGUCGAUGACAGCCUUCACUCCCAUCCUGGCCCACUUCUGCUCCCAGCCAAUCCUCUCCAUGACACUGGCCCGCUUUCUUAUGGGCUUGUUGCAAGGAGUUCAUUACCCCUCUCUGGCGAGUCUGUGCUCUCAAAAGGUGGUGGAAAGUGAGAGAGGCUUCCUCAUGAGCACCGUGGGUAGUGGCUCCUACCUGGGAACUCUGGUGAUUGGAGGGGCUGGCUCCCUCAUGUUGGACCUGUAUGGCUGGGAGAGCGUUUUCUAUGUGUCUGGUCUCCUCUCAGUCCUGUGGGCCUACUGCAUGUGGAAAUAUCUGCUCAAAGGAGAAGGGCCUAUCAUCACCCUGGAGUCCCUGGGAAGUGGUGGGCCCCAGUCCAAACUGUCAAAAAGACAUUGGUUACGGCUUCUCAAGCAACCUGCAGUCUGUGCUGUGAUAGUUACGCACCUCUGCACAGCUAGCACCUUCUUCACUCUUUUGUCUUGGCUGCCAACAUUCUUUAAAGACACUUUCCCCGAUGCCAAGGGUUGGGUGUUCAAUGUCAUUCCCUGGUUGGUGGCCAUACCCUCCUCCCUCUUCAGUGGCUGCCUAUCUGACCACCUCAUCAGUCAAGGCUUCGAUACAGCCUCAGUGAGGAAGUUAAUGCAGUUUUUCUCCAUGGGUGUGUCCAGUGUGUUUACCCUUCUUCUAUGUGGCAACACCACGUUCCCCUGGGCUGUAGCAUUUGUGUCUGCCACAAUGGGCCUCACCACCUUCAGUCACAGCGGUGUAUCUGUAAAUGUUCAAGAUCUUGCUCCUUCUUGUGCUGGAGCUUUAUUUGGUGUUAUGAAUACAUGUGGUGCUUUCUCAGGGGUCCUGAUGGUGUAUUUCUCGGGGUAUCUCAUCGAGGCCACAGGCUCAUGGGCGACUGUGUUCGCCCUUAUCACCACAGUCAACCUGCUGGGGCUCUGCACAUUCCUGGCUUUCGCCGAGGCCCGUCGAGUCGACAUUGACUCGAGUAAGAUCCGCCACCACAACAUCCACAUCUAAACUAUCCGUCAUCAAAGGGACUAGAAUGAUACUCCCCAGGGAGAGACGACCUUGAGCAACCAGCAGCUUGGAGAACAUUGGAGAAGUAGCCAAUGGAUAGCAAGUAGCACACGGAUAAAGCCUGCAUAUAACAUCUGGAAAACUCAGGCUCUGUUUCUGGUUGAGGAAGUACUGCAACAGCUACUGAAAAGCACACAGCACAGUCUGCACAAUGUUACUGAAACAUCUUGUGGAAAAAAAAAAAGUCUACACUACCUCCAGGUCCCAGCUUGUGCAGCGUGUGGUGGUUAAACAGUUGCUGGGCUGCUGUUUAUGCUUCCAGAAUGUGUUACAAAAAACGUCAUGGAAAUUGUUAUCCGGUGUGUUUUGUGUGUGUGCGCGUUGAAGGAGCUGUGCGAGUGAUGGAUGUGUUAGUCUCAGGAGCUCUCUGACAGUUGUGACAGACCAAGGUGGUGUGUUCUUACCCUGCGGGGAUGGGGGAGGUGGUGCGGGCACACGGUGGGUGACGCAGGGAGAGUCCAGCCUCUCGUACCUGGAUUCUUUUAUUAGUACGAACCACUCACCCGUCGCUGAGUGAACUGUCUGAGUGACACCUCAUUACCCAGCCACUAAUUACUUGGCAGGCCCUCUAAUGUCCUGUACAAUUUACCUUCUAUGGUCCCCGUCUCCAUGGUUAUAAGCUCAUCUUAUCGUUACGGAGGAGGUGAAAGGGGUCAUGGGAACCUUUAUGACAACAAGGUUUUUUUUUUUUUUGUCGUCUCAAAGAAUGUGUUUGAGUUAGAAGACCAAAGGUUAUUGAUUAUUUUUAUUUCUAUGUGAUUGCAUGUGAUAGAAAUACCUCACUUAAUUGUUUUUGAUUACUUAUAUAUUUAUAUGGCUUAAUAAUUAUUAUUUUUUUCAAUUUAAAUUUUCAAAUUGUUUUUGAAAAAAUAAACAUAUUUAAUUAGAUGAAAGAAAAAUAAAUAUUUAUUAGGUAGGAUGACAGAAAAUCAUAGUAAGUUAUCAAUAGUGUGAUGCAGUAUGAAUAACCUUAAUAGACCUUUCUGCAAGUCUAGUUUCCUAAUUAAUUCUUCUUCUCUGACCUGCACUUUCCUGUCUAGGAAGGGACGGGUUUGGUGGAAAGAAACAUCACGUUAUUAUCUUGAAAAGUGCACAGGCAGGCGAGCAUCCUCUUUGGCUUUUUUUGUGUCAAAAGAUCCAUCCUUGUUAUCGCACUUGACAUCAUUGUUACGCAUAGGCGCUGUACAGGAAGUCAAUAUUUGGGAAUGAGAUAUCACAGGAAGGAGGCCCAUUUAUGGUGGUGUCAGAGGUACCUGUGCCUCCAUGUUACACACUGACUGAAUUGUGUGUGUGACAGGUGAGAUGCAGUUGAGGACCUGGGGAACAGUUUUGGUGUAUUGAUUAUAAUAUUACAGCAAAGUAUGUAGCAACAUACAGCUAGCUGCAUUUAGCUUUGUUGUUCACAGCUUUACGGUUUCCUGUUUUACAUUUGGAAGGUUUCAUUUUCAUUCUAGAUGCUUACUUGACACGUGUACCUUUUUAAAUCUAUGCAUUUAUUAUUUUGUGCCUGAUUUAACCAAUGAGAGGUUUGUAAGCUCACUGUGGUCACACAGUGUCAUUUACUGAUCAUUGUACAUCUCUAAUGUUGCCUUCUUUGUAGGAGUUUUGUUGCUUCUGUAUGAUUUGCUAUUGCAUUAUGAUCAUUAUUAUUGUGUGUGUGUGAAUUGUUAUUAUUUACAUACAAAGGCACGGAUGUUUGGAUGUUUUCCAUAAACACUUCGAAGUGUAUCCUUUUGGUUGAACAUUUAAAAAAUGCCCAGCAUGUGUCUUACAUGGUCAGUGGUUACGAAAAUGCGGGCAUAAAAAAUGUGUUGUAUUUAUUCAAACCAUUGCUCUGUGUCUGUCAGUCCAUUAGAGAUUAAUUUUUAUGUACGAAAAAACAUAUUUAGAUUAUUUGUGAGUUACAAAGACACAGAAACCUAUUAACUAUAUAGAAUAAUUUAUUUUGAUAUCUAAUCUGAAAUCUGAUCCAAAUGUGACUUUGAGUCUGUACUACGCUGUUUUCUAGUAGUAGUGUUUUCCUAGGCCUUUCAGUUACACAGUGAAUUUACAUAAAACCACUGUACCAUAUACUAUACGCCCCACAUUCCUCACACGUUUUACCCGCCUUAGCAGAUGUGCAUUAUUUACAGCUACACAUUGCUUGUCCAUUUUUUUUUUCUGUUACUGUGUUGACAUUUACUUUUUUGUUUACCAA
Morone saxatilis (striped sea-bass) is the source of this 3963-nucleotide messenger RNA. RefSeq names its product solute carrier family 17 member 9b (gene slc17a9b). Bases 309 to 1706 code for a protein of 465 amino acids. The transcript is spliced from 13 exons. Lineage: Eukaryota; Metazoa; Chordata; Actinopteri; Moronidae. Gene Ontology annotation, biological process: transmembrane transport. Gene Ontology annotation, cellular component: membrane. The record is from RefSeq and is a predicted model, not a curated record. Gene Ontology annotation, molecular function: transmembrane transporter activity.